Molecule: messenger RNA, 2208 nt
Organism: Lytechinus variegatus (green sea urchin)
Lineage: Eukaryota; Metazoa; Echinodermata; Echinoidea; Temnopleuroida; Toxopneustidae
Product: BTB/POZ domain-containing protein kctd15-like
Exons: 2
Coding region: 381-1466 (361 amino acids)
Biological process (GO): protein homooligomerization
Molecular function (GO): protein binding
Source: RefSeq, a predicted model, not a curated record
CCUGUUUCGGGGGUAACUGCUAUCAUGAAUACACUGUUUAGCGGUGAGGUAUUGCGUAAUAUCAGAAUCAUUUUCUGCGUCACCUUGUAUACAUUUCGCAAUGUUUACAAAAUCGCUCUUUUCCGCUCGUGCCAAUUUCUCAAAACAUCGUGUUCCGCACAUUUUCACUUCAUGACAGUUUGUUUUCACUCCUUCAGUUAUUUCUACUCGACAAGCCUAUUACGGUUUCUUCAGGUCUACGCUGAAAAUAUAGAAGGAUAAUUCAAAAGUGAUAUAAAUAAGCGAAAGCUAGCUCAAGAAAACGCAAAAUCAUUUGAACCGUCGUGAAAAGGGAAUCUCGUUCAUCCAAUCUGCUUUCCGAUAGUAUUUCAAAGCCAGGCAUGGGGAAUAAACACGGCAAGCUUGUGAUCGUGGGUGAUGAUAACACAAAGUGGCGUUUAAAGAAAUCUCGCAAGAUACAGGAUCCCCAAGGUAUCGGGGAAACGCGGGAGAAAGCCGUGGAGAACGAGAAAGAGGACGAGAGCGUGAAGGAGAAAGGGGAAGAAAACGAGAAGCAGGAAGAAGAGGAAAACAACGAUGAAAGUGAAAAGGGAAUAAACCAAGAGGACGACCGCAACGGACAAGACUCCGUCGAUCAUGUCGAUAAAGAGGAACACAUCCAAGAUCGAACAAACAGGACAAACGAAGAAGAAGAAGAAGGAGAACCAGGAGAGGACACUUCUGAGGGCUCGGAUUCUCCACAGGUCCAGCCGAAGCCCGAGCCGAGAUCCUUAGAGGAGUUUGUUGGCUUGAAUGUCGGUGGUGUGGUUUACACGACAAGUCGCAGUACCCUGGUUCGAUACCCCGACUCGAUCCUGGGGGUGAUAUUUACCGCAUCGGUCCCGACCCCCAAGGAUAACCAAGGAAACUACAUGAUAGAUGCAGACGGUCAGAUGUUCCGAUACAUUCUGAAUUAUUUACGUCGUGGCACCCUCUCCCUACCUAAGGGUUUCGCAGAGUAUCGUCUCCUCUAUGAGGAAGCAGCCUUCUUCCAGCUACCAGACCUCAAGCAGCUCGUCUCCCAGCAUAUGUCGCAAAUUAUUCCAAGUCAGGCCUUGCCACAAGCACAGGUGAAGGUGGAGACAGCCCCGGAGACGUCAAAGUAUGUCAUCGAGAUCUACGUCAGAGAAGACGACAACGUACCUCAGUCAUGGCGGAUCUACGGCAGCCUCAGCUUGCUGUCAAAGAUUCCAACCCUGACUGACUACUUGCAUAAUUACAGGAAAGGAAGCCAGUGUCUUGAGUUCACCACGCAGCAUCCGAUGUUCCCUUCGAACACCUACAGAAGGUUCCCAAAGACCACUCUCUUCUAUCACAUCUUCGCCAUCGGUUUCAAACUUCACACCUCUGACUCUUUGGAGAUCGAUGACGUAGACAAUGACAGAGUCACUUGGCUAAGAUACCUGUUCACGUCUACAACGUUAUAAUCCGGAGUAUUGCUCAUAGUAAACAUUACUGGCCUUACUCUGAUUUUGGUCGACUACAAGAUCGCCAACUUUUAGUGAAGAGGUCUGUCCUAUACUUGAUGCGGGACAAUCGUGAGUCCUGUGGUGUUUAGGAAAGCUGACACGGUAUAAACUGCAAUAAUCAUCCAUAUGCUAUUGAGAACACACGUUUUUAUACUUCUGCAAACUUAGGUGUAUAUCUACAUUUUAUAGAAAACAAAAUACCACCUUAUAUAUCUAAUUCGCCUGGGUGAAUUAUAUAUAGUUAUAUUUCACAUUCAUUUUAUAUUUCAGAUCACGUAUUAUUAAGCACAGCUGUACAUCAUUUCGGAUUUUCGUUUUACCUUACUUUACAUGGAAAGAUUCAUUAAUGCAUGCUUAAAGUGACCAAGCAGAUUGACAACGGACCCCACUAUGGUCCGGUUAAAGUAUCCGAAAUGUUCACAGGCAUCGAUUGCUUAUCUCUUUUACGUGUAUUCAAAACGGUGUGCUGCCAUUAGGUUUUAGUGAGUGGAAUAAUUUCAAAACAAGAAGACAAAUAUUUCAGAAAAGUCGCAACUCGGGGCAAUACAUUUAUGAUACCAGAAUCAUGUUGGACAAGAUCACUUUUUGUGUUAGUUUAUGUUUGUUUGUAUAGUCAUGUAAAUUCAUGUAAUCGAUAAGGAUCACAAAAUUGUCGAGGGUUAAUUUUUUCGAAGGUCGACUAGACCGUGAAAAAGGUUGA